This is a messenger RNA of Punctularia strigosozonata HHB-11173 SS5, 2521 nucleotides long. RefSeq names its product cysteine proteinase. The transcript is spliced from 19 exons. The record is from RefSeq and is a predicted model, not a curated record. NCBI's taxonomy places the organism in Eukaryota, Fungi, Basidiomycota, Agaricomycetes, Corticiales, Punctulariaceae. Gene Ontology annotation, molecular function: zinc ion binding; calcium-dependent cysteine-type endopeptidase activity. Gene Ontology annotation, biological process: proteolysis. Gene Ontology annotation, cellular component: cytoplasm. The coding region runs from base 1 to 2262 and encodes 753 amino acids.
AUGUUGCGCCUCUUUCAAGGAAGAUGGUCUCGAGAGUAUGAACAGAAGGCCGAUAAGGCGGGUCUUUUUGUGAAAGAGGAACUCGACAAAGCGAUCGAAAGAUGCAAGGAGAAGGUACAGAAUAUAGCGGAAGAAUGUCGGUCGCAAAAUCAGAGGUUCAGGGACAUCGAAUUUGACCUCGAAGAAGAUCGAGACAGAUGUCUCAACGGUUUAGCGCCUUCCGAUGGCGACGAUCUUUCGCCCGGAGACGUGAUGCGCCUCUACCAGAUAUUCGACAAACCCGAGUUCUUCAUCGAUGGCGCCUCUUCGGGAGAUAUAAGCCAAGGCGCGCUAGGAGACUGCUGGUUCCUGUCGGCCGUCGCCACGGUCGCGACGGUUCCGAAAUUGAUCGACAGAAUAUGCGUCGCACGCGAUGAACAGGUCGGCGUCUACGGUUUUGUCUUCCACAACGAAUCGGGCUGGACAGAUGUGAUCAUCGACGAUCUUCUCUUCACGAACUACACGAGACUGGAAGAUCUGGAGACGGCUGAACUGGAUAAGCGGCCGGACAAGCGUGGGCGUAGAGCUCUGUACUUUGCCUCUUCUCUUACGGAAAACGAGACAUGGGUCCCCCUCUUCGAAAAGGCAUACGCCAAGCUGUUCGGAGAUUACAAAGCACUUGCAGGCGGAUACUGCUCUUGUGCUAUCGAGGACAUGACGGGGGGUGUUUCCACAACGAUGCAAAUGGCGGAUAUCCUCGAUCCGGACAGGCUGUGGAACGACCAGCUGACGCGAGCUAACCGCGAUAUGUUGUUCUCGUGCUACAUAAUGCAAAACAAAGCAGGUUCGCGUGACUUCGUGAAAGGCAUUCGAACGAGUAAACGAUUCGUUAAAGUCCGGAAUCCCUGGGGCGAGCGCGAGUGGUCCGGCAAGUGGAGUGACGGAUCGAAGGAAUGGACCAAAGAGUGGUUGAUGGCGCUAGAUGAUCUGAACCACAAGUUUGGCGAUGACGGAGAAUUCCUAAUGGAAUACCCCGAGUUCCUGACCACCUUCACGAGGCUCGACAAGACGAGGCUCUUUGAUUCCUCGUGGGUCUUGAGCUCGCAAUGGCUCGAAGUCUACGCACCGGCAUGGAAGUUCGGCGAUGUAUCAUUCACUGUGAAGGUCGAUGGCAAAACCCCUUCGAUUUUUGUUCUCUCGCAACUGGAGACGAGGUAUUAUCAAGGUCUCGAGGGUCCUUAUGGUUGGACUUUCGACUUUGUCGUUUAUCCCAAAUCCGCCAUGAAACCUAUCGCUCGAUCUCGUCACAACAUGCUCUGGGAUCGCAGCGUCGUUGCAGAAAUCGAUCUGGAAGCCGGGGAUUACGUUGUACACGUUCGGUUGGACCGCUCACGUCUCAGGGCCGACAACUGGUUCUUCGAGAACAUAUCGAAAUGGGAUGAGCGCAAGCGGGUCAGAAAGCUCACACAGCAGGCCAUCAGCCAAAGCAUCGCGUCCAAUUUCGAUCCUUCGCCGUGGACGGACUACCUCCCUCCUCCCAACGAGUCGUUCGGGGGAGAGGACCUGACCGAGCUCGAGAUGAAUGCAUUCGCCGCCGCCGUACAGGGCCGUCAGCUCACAAAGGCUGUCUCGACGAGCGUCAUCGAGCGAAGUAGUCUCGUAGAUCAGGUCCUACAUGCGGAAAUUAAGGCCGCCACGUCCCAGCCUGAGAGCGAGGAGCAUGCUUCGUCGAAGAAGGCGGACAACGCCGACUCGAGCGACACGGACUCGACCGAAUCGAAUGACGGGAGCGACGAGGAAAGGAAGCCGGACACGAUGGACGACAAGAAGGAGGCAAAGACGGAAGCGAAGGAAGAUAGGAAGACCGAGACCUUAAUCGUUGACGGUAUCAGCGAUGUCCUCACACAGCCCCCACCCCUCAUAGUCGACCCUGGCGCGAUUUGCGACAUAUGCAAGAUGUCGCCCAUCGUUGGGCCCUUAUACAAGUGCCUCGAUGCCGAAUGCACCAACUUCGAUAUGUGCCAGCAGUGCUACGGCUCGGGCAAGCACGACCCAUCGCACCGCGUCCUCCGACUAGACACGUCCGAAGACGCCCAAAAAGCGGCCCUGACGUACGACGAUCAGAUCGAUCCCAACGACAAGAUCGUCCUCGGCCUCAAGGUUUAUACCAAGCGCGACUUCCCCGCCAAUAUCAAGGGACAGCUGCGGCACGGCACGGUGCUCAAGUGGACGAAGAACGGGAAAGCGGUCAAGCCUACUGCCGGAUCGACGACGCAAGCCUGAAGCUGUUGUUGACGACAUUCUAUGCGCGACGUGCGUGCCUGGUGCUCGACGAUACAUUUCCUUUAUGUUAUCGAGACAUGCGGGCGAGUCGGGUACCUUCGUCACGGUUCAUGGUGCACCAAGGAAGUGGCGUACUGAACAUCUGUGAAUAAGCUCCAUGGCCGGGGUAUCAGCCUGUCUCACACAUCUUAGAGCUACAACGGACGACCCAGCACCGCCAUACCCAACUCAAUGUAUCGUACACAAUUUAUAACAUCCC